Molecule: messenger RNA, 4559 nt
Organism: Schistosoma margrebowiei
Lineage: Eukaryota; Metazoa; Platyhelminthes; Trematoda; Strigeidida; Schistosomatidae
Source: the annotation of a GenBank genome assembly
AAUAAUAAAUAAAUAAAUAAAUAAUGUUAUAUUAAGAUUAUUAUGAUUAUGAUUAUUGACAUAUGAUGAUUGUCCUUAUUAAAAUUUAUUCUAUAAUUUUCUCAUAUGGAAUUAAUCUAUCUAUAUGAUAGUUGAUUAACUUAAUUGUGGAAAAUACUUAUAGUGUAACUUCUUUCUUAAUUUAUGUUAUUAUUAUUUUUCUUCAAAAAAAUUUUUAUUAAUUUUUUUUUUAUCAGAAACAUAAAAUCAAUCAAACUUUAUUGAUUUAAUUGACAAAUAAUUUAAUAAAUCUUGAUCUAGAUCAAUUUAAAUAGAUCACAAUAUCCGAUAAUGGCAAAUUCAUCUAAUAUCACAAAUAAUAAUGAUGUUGAAGAUUUGAUAAAUAAGGAAUUAAAUCAAGAAGAACAAAAUAUUGUAGAUUAUUCUGACAAGAAUAUUUCUAUUUCAAUGACAAGUGAACAUGAAUUAGAUGAAUCAAAUCAACAUAAUAAUGUAAAUUUAACUGAAUCAUCAAGUGAAUAUAUCAUAGAUAACAAAAAUGAUCUAAUAACUGAAGUUGAAACACAAAAUCUAACACAAAUUGAAUCCGGUGAUAAUUUGAAAUUAGAAUGUGAAGAAAUGCAUCCAAAUGUAAAUGAGAAUGAUGAUAAUGAAUCACAUAAUACUAGUGAAUUAUGUGUAAACGAGAAGAUAAUAUCUCAUAAUGAUAUUACAGAAUUUCAGAUAAAUGACGACGAAGAAACAAAACUUAAUUUGGAAUCUUUAAAUUCCAGUAAACAAUGUGAUCAAGAGUUUUACACAAGUAAAUUCCUUGAACAUACCUCUGUAGAAGAGUUAGAACCUACAGCUUUAAUAACUGACUACAGUGAUCCCACUGAAAAAUAUAUAGAAGAAAAUCAUCCUCCUAGUGAUAAAUCAGAGACAUAUUCCAAUAUUAUAGACGACCAAGAAGGUGAAAGUAACAUAAAUGCUGCAAAGUUAGAGUUUUCGGAUAUAAGAGAAAGUAAAGACAUGAUUAAUGUACAUAGUCCUUUAGAAGUAACAAGUUUAUCAAGUUUGAAAAACGAUGAAAUAGACAGGAAUAAAUGUGAAACAGUACUCGAAGAGUCAUUUGAUCAUUUUACUGAAGAAAACGUUAUACCUCAACAUCAUGAGAACGUACACUUGACUGAGGAAAAUGAAAAAUCCGAACAGUUACUUGGGAGAAUCACACUACAAGAAGUAAUGAGUCUAACUGAACCAGGUGAACACCUUCCCACUGAUAAAAAUGAUAUACCGUUUGACUUUAUUGCACAUGAUGUAAAAGAUGAAGUAGAUGAAAAUCUCAGUAGAAGUAGUAUAGGUAGUGUUGAAGACAUUAUUCAAACACCUCAUGAGAAAAUCGAAACAAAAUCUGAUUACAACAUAUCUACAUCAAUUGAUCAACCAAAUAAUGGAAGUGACGAACAGUCAGACACUCAAGUAGAUCAUAAUAAAGAGGAAAUAUGCAAUGUACCAUCUGAAUCCCAUACCGAGGAUUGUAUUCCAUUUGCAGACUACUCAAAAGAAGUCGAAUUUCCUGUAGUAGAAGAACAGAUAACUACAGAAUUUGAAUCCCAUCAUGUAGAAAUAGAAAACAUUGAUAUCAUAAAUACACCUUCCCCUAGUUUGAAUCAUACGACAGAACAACAAAAUUUCAGAGCUGAUAUCAUUACAGAUUACCUUAAUAAAGAUGAUUAUGACGAUGACAAAACCAAACUGUAUACUGAAGAUCAAGGUAAUGUUGGAAAACAAGACCGCUUACAGUGUUCAAUGAAUAGUGACUCAUCAAAUCUUCAACAAACUAACUCUCCAUCAAUAAAUGACGUAAAAAAUACUGAAAUCGAUGAGAUAAAAAACCGAACUUCUGAUAAAGACAUAUGUGAAGAAAAUGGCCUGGAAAGUGGUUCAUUAUUGUACGCUACACAAAAUCUUAUCAAUGAGUUACAGACAGUUGAGCACUUAACAGAUGACGGACCGGAACCGUUGAAUAUCGCUGUAGAUAUUCAAGGUGAUGAAUUAUAUAACGCUAAAAUACAUAAAAGGUCAACAUUGGAACAUUACGUAACAGAGCAACAUUCCAAUGGUGAUGAUAAACGUAGUAUCAGUAAUUAUAAAGUAGAAAACAUUUCACCCAAAUAUUUUGAAGAACAUCAAUCAUUAAGGAAUGAAAGUAAUGAAAAAGAAUCAACUCCGGAAAAGUUAAACAACCAACUGAAAUCCAAACCUUUAAAUGAUGUAAAUAAAAAUACAGCACUUAGGAGGAUAAGCAAUGAUGUUGAUGAGAUAAGCCUGAAUUCAGAAGGUGAACAGAGAACCGAGUUUGAACAACGCUAUGCAGAAUUAAUUGCAAAGUAUCUACCAGUUGAGAGACAAUCAAAAAAGAAUGAUAGAUCAAGACGAACUAAAACACUAGACAGAUAUAGUAAAUCCAAAUUUAAUGAGAAUAGAUACUCAUAUAUAGAUACAAGUGAUGUUAAAAAAAGAUCAGUAACCCUGGAACGCAAUGAAUUUAGACGUAAACGACGCCUGCAACCAAAACCAUCUGUUAAUGAUGAUUACUUGUAUCCAGAUUCAGUAACACCAUCUAAGGUAGACAAAAGUAUAAGUGUACGAAGUUUAGAGGAGGGUAUUCCAGAAGGUGCUUACGAUGUACCAUAUAUUGAUGAUGACGCUUUCUUGCCACGAAGAUUACGUGAAAAUAAAGGUGAAGAUAAUGGAUCAGAUGAAGGUAGUAGUCUGAGUCUGGAGGAAGAUUAUUGCUCAUGGAAUCCUGACAGAUUUAGUAGACUAGAAGCUAAUCAUAUAGCUGAUACUAACGAAUGUGCUCCCACUCCAGAGAAUUCACAUUUCUCAUAUUUACAAAUAAGAAUCACUUAUGUUUCAAACAAACAUUUAUUUUCUUACUAUAUGACCUUAGAAAAAUGACCUGAAAUUAGAAAACAACUACUGUAUUUUAGUCAGCAUUGAAAUUUAGGGCGUUUUUAAAUACUAUCCCAUCAACAAUUGAUUUUUACCAUUAAGAUUAGUCAUCGUGACUUCAAUAAACUGUUAAAUCUUUGAACAACUAAUAUAAUGAAAGAACAUGUGCUGUAUACAACUUACUUAUGCAAAGAAACCUCCCAAUAGUCUCGGAGAAUUGGAUAAACUUCGAAUAAAAUAGACAAUAGUAGUUCACGCCAUUCUCAACAACCACCAAAUACAUUUCAAAAAUAUUCAAAUAUUACAAAACAGCUUCUCCAAUUAUAAAGAAAAGAGAGUAGCUGAAGCAUUCCAUAUAAUCCCUAAUAAUACUGCUCUCAAUAAAAUACAAGGCCUUACCAUACAUCCUACUUGAACGAUCUAUCUGAACCACCUAGUCUCAUAUUAUUCACAAUUCACACUAUUAACUUACAUACAAAUUGAACUCUAUCAUAUCUCACUAUAAACUUCAUACAUUUUUCAUCCUUAAUCGUGCACACAUACACACACACAACUUUACAUACAUGUCGUUUGUGGAUCACCUUGACCGAAAUGACAUGACAUUGAUUGAUCACAUGAAUAUUAUUGUGUUGUUCCGUCGUACUAUUUAGACUUUUGAACUGGUUAUUUAUUCUUUGAAGAAGUGACUUACAUUGAUUCACGAAACGUCAGAAAAUCUAAUUUAUCUACUCACUGGGAUAUUACAAAUAUAUUAUUUUAUUUAUAACAAGCUACUCAAUACUCAAUUCAUUCGCAAUUAUCAAGUCAAACCUUGGUAAUGAUACCUACAGUUUAAUUCAUAUUCUCUUUCUGAAUAAAAAGCUCUAAUUAAAAGAAAUAAUAUUCAGAAUAUUAAAACUAGACUAUAUGUUAGGUUAUUAUCUUUCUAUAUAAAGCAUAGUAAUUAUAAAUGAAAGAUUAAAAUAAAUAUAUUUGUAGUGAACAAGAACACGGGUGGGGAUAAACGGAUGUAUUUAGCACAACAAUUACAGUCUAUCUCAACAAAAUCUGAAUACCAUAUAGUCAAUCGUCAAUUUGCAAAAUAUUCAUGCAUCAAUUCAAACUGGACUGUUUCUGUUGCAAACACCAAUCCAUUGUCUCCCAUUCGAUUGUUCAUGCAUUUUCUUACAAAUUCCAAUGUGUUCUCGCUCUACCUUUCUUGAUCUUCGCCAUCUUCCGCUGCCAGACAUUACGUUCCUUUAACGCACGUUAUAUACUACUUAUAUCAAUAUAAGUAGCUCACACUACAAUACUAAGUGAUAAGUUAUUAAUAGAUUCCAUCUUUUACUGUAUUUGUUACUAUCGUGUUUUUCUUUCUUUCUUUUUCAUAGAUUUAUGUUACAUUAUUUUGUUCAUUCGUACACAGAAUUAAUUUUUUUUCUCACUUACUAAAUCAUUUUACAUUUUCUCUUCGAACUAAUGAACAAAAUAAAACACACACAAAGUUUUCUCCACUUUAUUAGUAAUAUACAAUGAAAUUUUUCUCAUUUACAUGGGCGUAACCUUAACUUAAGUGUCUUUCAUAAAUGAUUGACAUGAGUUGUGAGUAAUUUAAACAAAUAAAUAGAGAAAUUUUUUUU